This is a messenger RNA of Pogonomyrmex barbatus (red harvester ant), 596 nucleotides long. It is a transcript of the gene Clc, whose product is annotated as clathrin light chain. Gene Ontology annotation, biological process: intracellular protein transport; clathrin-dependent endocytosis. The record is from RefSeq and is a predicted model, not a curated record. Gene Ontology annotation, molecular function: structural molecule activity; clathrin heavy chain binding. Lineage: Eukaryota; Metazoa; Arthropoda; Insecta; Hymenoptera; Formicidae. Gene Ontology annotation, cellular component: clathrin coat of trans-Golgi network vesicle; plasma membrane; postsynaptic endocytic zone cytoplasmic component.
AUCCAUAUUUAUCAAUUCUCUAGAUUUCUGUCUUUCCGCCAUCAAGGUACAUGGCGAAAAAGUUCACGUGAAAAAUUUCACAUUUUCAUGUUUGAGAGAGUUACAUGAUCCUACAAAAUCAUACAUGAUCAUAAUGGAUGCAUUUGGUGACAAUUUUGUCAAUGAACCUGAUGUAGAUCCAGCAGCAGAAUUUCUAGCAAGGGAGCAAGAUCAGUUAGCUGGUUUAGAAGAUGACAUUACACCAAUGGCUGUAACUCUGGCUGCAGCAGCAGGUCAUAACGAAGAUUGUGUUGUUUCCAUUUUACUUCUUAGGGAAUCAGCCAAGAAUGCAGAGAAGCAAUUUGUCGCAGAAGCAGAUGAGGUCGAACCAGGUACCGAGUGGGAACGCAUCGCCAAACUUUGCGAAUUUAACCCAAAAUCGUCUCGCACUUCCAAGGAUGUUUCCCGAAUGCGUUCAAUUAUUUUGCAAUUGAAGCAGACACCGCCUACUCCCAUUAACGCUUGAUUAAAUUAAAAUUAUCUUUGAGUGGAACUGGGCACUGAGAGCAUAUGAAUUAUGAUAAUAAUAAAUGAAAGAAAUUCCAGAUGAAACAAAA